Rosa rugosa (rugosa rose) is the source of this 1009-nucleotide messenger RNA. RefSeq names its product peptidyl-prolyl cis-trans isomerase CYP23. Gene Ontology annotation, biological process: protein peptidyl-prolyl isomerization. Gene Ontology annotation, molecular function: peptidyl-prolyl cis-trans isomerase activity. The coding region runs from base 76 to 771 and encodes 231 amino acids. The record is from RefSeq and is a predicted model, not a curated record. Lineage: Eukaryota; Viridiplantae; Streptophyta; Magnoliopsida; Rosales; Rosaceae. The transcript has 7 exons.
ACUCUUAUUAGUCAAAAUGAGAACAAGGAAAGCACAGUUGCCAACAGAAACCGUUGAUCGGAUUUGGGAGCGAAAAUGUGGAGCCGAAAGUCAGCUCUGAUCGGAGUUUUGGGUUGCUUUUGUAUCUACACAACAUUUCUUACCAGCGUCAUAGCUUCGUCUCAGGAAUCGCUGCUCGGAUCCGCCCGCGUCGUUUUUCAGACCAAUUUUGGGGACAUUGAAUUUGGGUUCUUCCCAGGAGUUGCACCCAAAACCGUUGACCACAUUUUCAAGCUGGUCCGUCUAGGUUGCUAUAACACCAACCACUUCUUUAGGGUCGACAAGGGUUUUGUGGCCCAAGUCGCCGACGUGGUCAGCGGAAGAUCGGCCCCUAUGAACGAGCAACAAAGAGCAGAAGCGGAGAAGACCGUGGUGGGUGAAUUCAGUGAUGUGAAACAUGUCAGAGGCAUUCUAUCAAUGGGAAGAUAUGAAGACCCAAAUAGUGCGGCUUCCUCAUUUUCGAUGCUUCUUGGAGAUGCUCCUCAUCUUGAUGGUCAGUACGCAAUAUUUGGUAAAGUGACUAAAGGUGAUGAGACUUUGAGAAAGCUUGAGGAAGUCCCAACUCGUCGCGAGGGAAUUUUUGUAAUGCCGAACGAACGUAUUACAAUUCUGUCAUCAUACUACUAUGAUACCGAAAUGGAGAAUUGUGAACAUGAGAGGUCAAUACUGAAGCGGAGACUUACUGCAUCUGCUAUUGAAAUCGAAAGACAGCGAAUGAAAUGCUUCCCAUGAAAUAGAAGGCAAUGUAAGCAUGAAAAAAUGUUUUGGGUUGCCGCCACCCAUCCAGAUAUCAGUGGUUGUAAUGUUGUAUUGUCCCAGACAAAAGCUUAGAAACGGCGAGGAAAAGUUUAAAGAUUGAUCUGUUUGCAUGGAAAAAAAAAAAAAAAACACUUUUGACACUAUUUAUGUUGUUGAUUGGAUAGAGUUAUGUACAUGAAGAGAGAAAGGCAACAACUAAAACUUGCUACUA